AUGCCGCACUCCGCACUUAGCCGCGCCGAAGUGGCCAAGCACAACACCGCCGACGAUUGCUGGGUCAUCAUCGAUCACAAAGUCUAUGAUUUAUCGGACUUCCUUGAUGCUCAUCCAGGUGGAAAUGUGGUGCUGGCCCAAGUAGCCGGAAAAGACGCCACAGCCGACUUUUACCAGCUUCAUCGCCAGGAGGUCCUGACGAAAUACAAGGACUUGUGCAUAGGAACCUUGGAAGGCGAGACGCCAGAAGUCAUUGACCAGAAACCUGGCGAUCCCAGUGCUGUACCAUACGCCGAGCCCUUGUGGCUGAGACCCGAAUUCAGCAGCCCAUACUUCAAGGAAAGCCAUCGGCGUCUACAAAAGGCAAUCCGCGAGUUCACCGACAAGUACGUGACGCCGGAAGCGCAACAGAAGGAGAAGGAUGGCACGUAUAUCAGUCAAGAAUUAAUCGACCGUAUGGCAGAAACCAAUAUCUUGGCUAUGAGGUUAGGUCCGGGAGAACACCUUCACGGCCGCACGUUGUUGGGUGGUGUGGUGGAUGGUAAAGAGUUUGAUUCUUUCCACGACAUGAUUGUGACCCAAGAGAUGGUUCGGUCAAGUGCCAGAGGCUACCAAGAUGGUAACAUGGCAGGCAUGUCCAUCAGCCUCACAGCUGUCAAGCAGUGGUUGAGAAACAAGCCCUUGAGAGAUCAACUCAUGGAAGAAGUUCUCUCCGGGAAGAAGAAGAUGUGUCUUGCCAUUACGGAAGCCUUUGCAGGCUCUGAUGUUGCCGGUCUCCGUACGACCGCAGAAAAGACAGCUGAUGGAAAAUACUAUAUAGUCAACGGAACCAAGAAAUGGAUCACAAACGGCAUGUUCUCUGAUUACUUUGUGACUGGAUGUCGUACCAAGAAAGGUUUCUCUGUGAUUUUGAUUCCUCGCGGCGAAGGUGUCGAUACCACGCUUAUCAAGACGUCCUAUUCUACCGCUGCGGGAACCGCCUUUGUGCAAUUUGACAACGUCAAAGUUCCAGUCGAGAAUCUGUUGGGUGAAGAAGACAAGGGGUUCGUCGUUAUUAUGAGCAAUUUCAACCACGAGCGAUACAUGAUGGCAGCCGCCGUGAUUCGUAUGUGUCGUGUUAUUGUCGAAGAGUGUCUGAAGUGGUGCAACCAACGGCUUGUGUUCAAUAAGGCACUUAUUGAGCAACCUGCUAUUCGUCAAAAACUCGCCAAAAUGAUCUCCCAAGUGGAAGCAAACCAAGCCUGGCUCGAAUCUCUCACCCACCAAAUGUGCCAAAUGAGCUACGCACAACAAGCUAAACACCUCGCCGGUCCCAUCGCUCUCCUCAAAUCCUACUCCACCCAAUGCGCUGGUGAAAUCGCCAGUUCCGCAACCAACAUCUUCGGUGGCCGUGGCCUGACUCAAUCCGGGAUGGGCAAGAUCAUCGAAAACUUCAACAGGGGUUACAAAUUCGAUGCCAUUCUCGGAGGUACAGAGGAGAUCUUGGCCGAUUUGGGUGUUAGACAGGCUGUUAAGAACUUUCCGAAAGCUAUGCUUUAA
This is a messenger RNA of Talaromyces marneffei, 1539 nucleotides long. RefSeq lists its product as uncharacterized. Lineage: Eukaryota; Fungi; Ascomycota; Eurotiomycetes; Eurotiales; Trichocomaceae. Bases 1 to 1539 code for a protein of 512 amino acids. The transcript has 3 exons. The record is from RefSeq and is a predicted model, not a curated record. Gene Ontology annotation, molecular function: heme binding; acyl-CoA dehydrogenase activity; flavin adenine dinucleotide binding.